AUGCCCUCAACUGCUAAAUUCUUCGCCGAGACCACAAUUCCACACCAGAAGAACUACGGCGGACUUAGCUUCCCCGCCGUGCUCUCCCCGACGGCGGUAGGUCCCAAUAGUCCGUCUAUUUUAACGGCGGCCGUUAAGGAGCAGAGGCCAUGGCUGGACCUUCUUCUGCAAAAACACGGGGCUAUUCUGUUUCGGGGGUUUGAUAAUCUGGCUACUGCUUCGGACUUCAACGACAUCGUCGAGGCGUUUGGGUACGAGGAGCUCCCGUACGUCGGCGGCGCCGCCCCGAGAACCAACGUCGUCGGCCGUGUUUUUACUGCUAACGAGUCCCCGCCUGACCAGAAAAUCCCUUUCCAUCACGAGAUGGCUCAGGUCCCUGAGUACCCUUCCAAGCUGUUCUUCUUUUGUGAGGUAGAACCUGCAAGUGGGGGAGAAACCCCUAUUGUCCUAAGUCACGUCGUGUAUGAGAGGAUGAAGGAGAAAUACCCAGAUUUUGUGGAAACAUUAGAAAAGCACGGACUCAUAUAUACUCGUGUUUUGGGAGAAGACGAUGAUCCUUCUUCCCCUAUUGGCCGUGGCUGGAAAUCUACUUUCUUGACCGAAGAUAAAAGUGUGGCUGAGGAAAGGGCCGAUAAGUUAAACAUGAAGCUUGAAUGGAUGGAGAAUGGGAAUGUAAAGACGAUAAUGGGCCCAGUACCUGCAAUCAAGCACGAUGAGAGGAGGCAGCGAAAGAUCUGGUUCAACAGCAUGGUGGCUGCCUACACGGGCUGGGAGGAUGCAAGAAACGAGCCCAAGAAGGCUGUCACUUUUGGGAAUGGGAGUCCAUUACCGGCCCAUGUAAUAUACGACUGCCUGAAAAUAUUGGAAGAGGAAAGCAUAGGUUUCCCUUGGAAGAAAGGGGAUGUGUUGCUGAUCGAUAAUUUGGCCGUGCUUCACUCUCGGAGACCGUUCGACCCUCCUCGUAGGAUAUUGGCCUCACUAUGCAAGUAA
Molecule: messenger RNA, 990 nt
Organism: Striga hermonthica
Lineage: Eukaryota; Viridiplantae; Streptophyta; Magnoliopsida; Lamiales; Orobanchaceae
Source: the annotation of a GenBank genome assembly